AUGGGAUCACAAAGGACCGAGCCUGAGGGCGCAUCAUCAUCAUCAUCAUCUCGGCCUGUCUGGUUUUUCGACAUAGACAACUGUCUCUACCCUAGAAGCAGCAAAGUCCACGACCUAAUGGCGCAGCUAAUAGACGAGUACUUCGCCAAGCACCUGGGCGUCUCCGAAGAGGAAGCCAUCCGGCUGCACAAGGAGUACUACAAGAACUACGGGCUGGCGAUCGAGGGGCUGGUGCGGCACCACCAGAUCGAUCCGCUCGAGUACAACGCCAAGGUCGACGACGCCCUGCCGCUCGAGGGCAUUAUUACGGAAAACCCGCAGCUGCGCAAGCUGCUCGAGGACAUCGAUACCUCCAAAGUGAAACCCUGGCUGCUGACCAACGCCUACGUCACCCACGGCCGCCGCGUCGUCCGGUUGUUGGGUGUUGAGGACCUGUUCGAGGGCCUCACGUUCUGCGACUACUCCGAGAUGCCUAUUGUUUGUAAGCCGCACAGGGACAUGUUCCUGAAGGCGAUGAGGGAGGCCGGCGUGGAGCGGGCUGUGGACUGCUACUUUGUCGAUGAUUCGUAUGGCAACUGCGUCGGCGCCCACCAGCUGGGUUGGAAUACAGUCCACCUGGUAGAGGAGGGACUACCCGUGCCGCCGACGCAAGCAUCACAAUACCAGAUCCAGCAUCUAGAGGAGCUGCGAAAGGUAUUCCCACAAUUCUUCAAAUCGUCAAGCUGA
This is a messenger RNA of Anthostomella pinea, 726 nucleotides long. The record is from the annotation of a GenBank genome assembly. NCBI's taxonomy places the organism in Eukaryota, Fungi, Ascomycota, Sordariomycetes, Xylariales, Xylariaceae.